CGCACAGACAGGCUGCAGUCUUCGGGAACUGGGAAGUAUUCGCUAAAACGGAUUCAGAAUAAAAAUUAAUCACCUUCAUGUCUACUCUGUUGGAUACUAAACCGCCGGUGCUAUGGUUACCUUUAUUACGCCCCGUUUCCAGGAAGCGGUUCGGUCUGGGCCAGUACAGUUCAGAAGGCUUAGAAGGGUCCUGCCAAUUCAGAUCUUGCAGGUGAAUCUAGUAAUGUCCAUCCUGCUGUAUGUGAUGGUCCUUGUGUACCUCUAUGGUAUCCAGGCAACCAACAUGGACAGCAGUCAGCAGGGACGCCAUCAUCAACAGCAGUCAAGUGCAGACCCUUUAAACUCCCUCAUAAUCCAGCUGCUUCAGGCUGAUCUUACAAGAGGGAAAACCAGGGGCAACGAGACCCAGCAGGGGAAAAGCAGGGACAUGGAGCUGCUGGACACGCUGCCUCCUCUCCUGAGUGGAAACCUUCCUGCAGAGGAGCAGGGUGAACAUUGGGGAACAGUGGCCGGCGGUGACGGAGUGGCCAACCAGGAAGUGCUCCUGCUGGACUCAGACCUCCUCAGGAAGCAGAAGCGAUACAACUCACCUCGGGUGCUGCUGAGUGACCGGCCGCCGCUGCAGCCACCGCCUUUGUACCCCACAGAUGACUUUGUGAGCGGUGGACCGGAGAUAGGGGCAGCGGGAAACAAGACGCGAAAGAAGCGCUACGCGGAGCACAGGAGCUACCGUGGAGUCUAUUCUGUUUGUGACAGCAUGAGCAGCUGGGUGACGGAUAGAACCCAAGCUGUGGACAGAACUGGGAACACAGUGACUGUUCUGGCCAGAUUUAAUGUCAGUCCCGACCAGAACAUCAAACAGUUCUUUUAUGAGACACGCUGCCUGACCUCCAGUAGCUUAAAAGCGGGCUGCAGGGGCAUCGACGACAAGAACUGGAACUCACAGUGCAAGACGACGCAGACGUACGUUCGAGCGCUAACACAAGUUCGCAAUUUAGUGAGGUGGAAUUGGAUACGUAUAGACACCUCCUGUGUUUGUGCUAUUUCAAGGAAACGGCGAAGGACAUAAUCGAACCAGUACAGGCGCUGCCCGAGGACAACCUGUUGGGAAUCCCACCUCCUUUAUGGGAUUUUAUUUCCUGGUCACAAUGCUGCUCACCGCAAGAUUACGGGUCAAAGUGGUGAACAGCAACACUCUACUGCUACAAAUGACACUCGUGCUGAAGAAACGUUGGGUCCAUUUAAAUGAUAUUUCACACAAUUCUGCUGCAAGCUGGUCUAGCACCAGCUGUUAUGAAAGAACACACUUGAGAAGGACUGG
Cololabis saira (Pacific saury) is the source of this 1321-nucleotide messenger RNA. It is a transcript of the gene ntf3, whose product is annotated as neurotrophin 3. The transcript has 3 exons. Gene Ontology annotation, biological process: nerve development; cell surface receptor protein tyrosine kinase signaling pathway; memory. The record is from RefSeq and is a predicted model, not a curated record. The coding region runs from base 113 to 1069 and encodes 318 amino acids. NCBI's taxonomy places the organism in Eukaryota, Metazoa, Chordata, Actinopteri, Beloniformes, Belonidae. Gene Ontology annotation, molecular function: growth factor activity; nerve growth factor receptor binding.